CUGAUUCCUUCAAAUGUACUUAGCCCAUUGACUCGACGUAUGUGAGAAUCAAAACAAAAACUCUUUAUUUAUCAAAACUGGAGAAUAUUUUUUGCAUUCGUCGAACAUCGAUUCCGUGUUUAAACCAUUUGUUUUCACAAUUUAUUUGCAUAAUUUAGUCAUAGUUAAAAAUGGUGUUAGAGGUGAAAUCGAUUUGUUGUGUGGAAAGUUUGAGGAAAAUACCAGAGAUUUUCGGUUUAGAAAAAGACAGCAAUUGGCUAAAUAGUGUUCGUUAUACGUUGUCUGUGAAGACGGGUACGCUGGUGUUUGCGCAUCAGACAAAAAUUAUUGUUUUAUCAUUGAAAUGGAAUUCACGUUUACACCAAUCAAAAUAUUCAAUUACCUGGUCCGAUGAGCUACCUCCGUACGAUGAUAUUACUGCCAUCCUCUGCCUGCCCAUCACCAAUGAAGCUGAAGAGGUUGUGGCUGGUAUUCUCAUUGGAUUCGAUUCGGGGAAGUGUCAGCUGAUCACAACUCGAGGCCAAGUCAUCAUAUCGCAACAAUGGUAUCCAGAACCAGUACAAAGCAUUCAAUUGCCCAACGAGAAGAAAUCCAUUGAAGAAAUUUAUGUGAUGUACAAAACGUGUCUGUGUAUUCUACAAAGCAAACAAUUGAUGCAAUCGCUGAGGAAUUUUGACAAAUUGAAUCGAACAAAUAGUUUGUUGGGCAGCAUUUCGUGUCGCGUGUGGAAAUAUGGCGAUUCAUACGGCCGAUCCAAUGAAAUUGUUCACAGUUCAGUUGUUGGUUCAAAGAAAAUUGGCCUUUUUGACCAUUUUCUAGCUGCAAGCAUGGAGGGUGGCUUUUAUGCAUCAUAUAAAAGUUCAGCUCCGCAGCAGCUGGCCGUUUUAUCGGGUGGUAUCAAGCCAUUUGCUGCAUUUUAUUAUGCAAAAGAAAUCUUGGUUCAACCAUUGGUAUCGGUGGCCAUAGUUCAAGCGGUUGCAAGUCAAGUAAAGAAUGCAUUACCGUCAUGGUUUCCUGGAGCGCAAAAGCCUCUACCCGCAACUGAACCAGCUCCGCAAAUUUCAACGGAAUCAAUGAUAUUGCGUUAUGGUUUUUACGAUGAUCAUCGAACUGGAAAUCGAAUUUGGCUGUCGCCGUACAACCGUUUGGCAGCCGUUGCAGAUAAUUUGGGUCGAGUGAUUUUGGUCGAUUGCCAACAUAAUGUAAUUGUACGUGUUUGGAAGGGAUAUCGCGAUGCACAGUGCUCAUUUAUGAAAGUGGAUGAAAAAAUGGCGAAAAUGUCAGCGCAACAGAAACGGCGACAUGCCAUGUUCAUAGCAAUUUAUUCACCGAAGCGAUCAACAGUCGACAUUUGGAAUGUAGAACGAGGCAAAAAGCUUGCGGUAUUUCCAGCCGGACCAAAUGGUCAGUUGAUUCAACAAAAUUCAUGUUCGACCGUUGCGAGUGCACCUAGUUCAAGCAAUAGUUCGGUUAUUUUUAAACCAACCUAUCAUUCGUCAACUGGAGCAUUCUUUCUCAAUCCGACCGAUCUUACGAUUAAAGAGUUGGCCAUACCAUUUCAUUAUGCACUGGACACAUCGAAUACGAAAAAGUCCAAAGAUUCUCAUAUCAUAAAUCAAAUAAAAGCAGACCUCAAAACCAUUGACGUCGACAAUAUGUCGGAAUUGGCCGAUCUCUGUGAUAGUAUUCAAACGAAUGAAAUGCGAUUCAAGUGCAUUGGUUCAGUUAUCAAAAGUCGACACUUGACACCGGACAUAUUUUCACUGAUUUUAAACACAUUUUUGAAGAAAAUUGAAGGAACGGCAGAAGGUUCCGAUCAAGAAGAAGACACAUUAACACCGGCCAAUGUGGAAACUGAUGCCUACAGUAAUACACGAUUGUCGAAAUUUCUGCACAAAUACGAAAGGUUGUUACUAUUUUACAAUGGAAUGAAACAAAAGACGUCGCAUGAUGAUUUGAUUGACUCUGACGAAAUUGGAGAUGGCGAUUUUGAAGAGAUUUUCAAGGUCAUUGAACAGUACAAACUGUGUUUGAACCUCAAGAAAUCAAAGAAAGUUUUCAUUCAAAGUCCAACAACAAGCAAUAGUUUCAUAGAAUAUUUAUCCAUUUUUGAUUGUUCGUCGAGUGACAACAUUCGAUUACAUGAGUCGAAAAGUGCACGGUUCACAACCGUUGGAUUUGAUUUGUUUGAUAGUUUUAUCAGAAAAAAUGCAACUUUCGAUGGUUUUUAUAAAUUGGCCAACAUCAGCACGCUAUCGAAUAAAAUUCUACUUAGGCUAUUCUUGAAAUAUUGGAUGGAAAAAGACAUUGAAUAUGACAAAAACAAUGAAGUAAACCAUCACCUAAUCAGCUUUACGCAUAUCGUUCAGACAAUAUGCGAUUUGGAUCGGGCCUGUGCCGAGCAUCAAUACAACGCUCUAUCACCGUGGUGGCAAAACAUUCGAGAGAUGCUGUUACACAGCUCAAAUGUGUUCAAAUCACUUUUAGCUGCAGUAUUAUGCCGAGAUUUGUCAGUUUUGUAUCGUCAAAAAGAUGGACAAGACAGCACAAAUGAAGAUGAUGUAUGGGAGCAAGUAUCGCAGGAAAUAGCCCAAUGGUCAUUGUUGAUUGGAAAAUUGGACGAUAUUGCUGCAUUGAGUUCGAUUUUGUCAUUCACUCCAAACCGGCAUUCAUCGUCAACUGACGUAGCCGUUCUUGAAUAUACCACUCCCGACAUCAGUUUGAUGACGAUUUUCAGCGGCGGCAAUGGCAUUGUAUCGGAAUUAGUUGCCAAGUGGAUCACAUCAACCGGAGUGAAACCAAGUGCAUUUUUCACUGUUACCAAUGAGGAGGAGGAAAUCACCGAAGAAUACACACAUUCUAAUUCAGCGGUUUCAUAUUUAAAUUUACUGCGUAAACAUUUCCCAUUCAGCCUUCGGCCUGCAACCCUACUGUGCCAUUUAGCCUGGGAAUACGCUCAUGCAUGGAGCAACAACACGGAGAAGUUUGAAUAUCUUACAACUUCUCUUGAAUAUUUGGAUUUAUUCGAUAAAUCCGAGUAUGCGCUAAAACAUGGCAUUUGCUGUAUCAUUUGGAAUAAUAUUCUGAGGAAGUACAUUCAAACAUCGAUGAAACUCCUUAAUAACAUUGGCCGAAGUGUAGAUGGAUUAAAGUCACAUUCGGCAUUUAAUGAUACAAUGAUUCCCGAUUUUGUGAAGCAUUGCACAAAGUUUUUGAAUAUUUUAACUGAGACAAUAAUUAGUCAACAUGUUGAAUUAAAAUUUGAAGUGAUGCUCCAAGACGGUGCCGAACCGGCACUGGCAACUCGUGCCAAUAAGCAACCCAGAGCCAAUACUGAAAUAGUCGAGCUGCAUUCACAGCUGUUGGAAGUGAUGUUUAUCAUAUCCUCAUUGAAUGUGAAUGUAAAAAAUGGAAUGAAUUCCUUGUUCAAUGAAGUAUCGAGAGAGCUGUUGGCAUGUGAUAUGAGCAAAGAGUUGAGUGAAUCAAUUCCACGACCCGAUGAAGUUGUCAAUAAAUCUAGAAAGCAUUUCCUGCACCGGACAAUAAAUGUGGCUGUCGAUUUGAUACGCAAAGAUUUUCAAGAUAUUUAUAUCGUCGAUUUCAAUCAGUGGAUUGAAAAGGUCAUUCUUUUGGCGAGAAAAUGGACACUUAAUCAAGAUGAAUUGGUAAAAUAUCAGGUAGUUCAGUUAUACUGUCGAGGCUGGGAUGAAACGGCAGAAGAGAAAUUGAGCGAAGUGUCGCAACCUGCAUCUAUGGGCAAGAUGCUCAUAUCGAUUACAGGCACUCGAUUGAAUAAUUUCGUCAAAGACAAACCAGAUCUUUAUUCACGGGUUCUGGCCAUGGGAAGUAGAACUAGCUCGUAUUUGGAACAAUUGGAUGAAUCUCCAAUGAAACUGUCUGCACAAUGUGAAGAUGUGGAUGAUUUAAUAUACAUCGAUCGAUUGCAGCGGCUCGCCAAAAAGACGUAUGAAUGUUUGGCAAAGCAACAACAAAGUUCCGAUUUAAAAUUAGCUGCCCAAUUGUACGAUGCCUGCGCUGAAAUCAAAGAAUUUCUGAACUCAACAGACGAGUCUUAGAAUUUUGACACCAAUUUUUAGUUGCAAAAGGCUUUAAUUCAAUUCCUGUUAUUUAAAUAAAUUGUAAUUGUUAAUAGAAAAAAAAUAAA
Molecule: messenger RNA, 4165 nt
Organism: Sitodiplosis mosellana (orange wheat blossom midge)
Lineage: Eukaryota; Metazoa; Arthropoda; Insecta; Diptera; Cecidomyiidae
Gene: Rab3-GAP
Product: rab3 GTPase-activating protein non-catalytic subunit
Exons: 10
Coding region: 171-4076 (1301 amino acids)
Biological process (GO): regulation of GTPase activity
Source: RefSeq, a predicted model, not a curated record